AGAGAUCUUGACUGCUUGGUGCUUGCAGCCCAACGCGCUUUUCAAUUCAACAUACUUUCAUUCUAAACUCAAAUUAGAAAAGAAGUUAACUCAAGUUCCCUAACUGAGUAUCCCGUCGAUAUUUUUCUCGGAAAAACAGUUUUUGAAGAUGAGCAAUGCGACGAGUUUGCCAGAAUCGCCCCGAAAACUUCUGCGUUGGACGGACAGCUCGGAGCUGGAAGAUGUUUCCAAAGAGCAGUCGGGUACGGACGAUGCAUCGCAGGGAGCUGAGUCCGAGUCUAACGGUGCGGGCCCUGUUAGACGCGAGGACUGGUACGCAACUAAAAUGGUACGUCUAAAGGAAAGUGUUAUAAAUCUGCGAAAGGAGUUGCAGGGGAAAGAACGGGAUUAUAUCCGGUUGAAAAAUAAAUAUAAUGUUUCGAAACGCCGUCAAGUGCAAUUGCAAGAAGAUUUACAGAAAUACACGGAAGGAAAGCUAGACUUGGAUUCGGAACUCGAGUAUCUUCGCCUUCAGUUGCUCGAAAAAGACAAAGAAAUCGCAAAACUGAUCGAGAACUACAGUCGUGUUGAAUCGAAUGACGAUGAUGCAAAACCCGAAUCCGAGGAUCUUGAAGAAUUUGAAAUAGAAAAUGAUUUUGCUGAUGAAUCGGUUUUGAGUAAAAAAUAUUUGAAUUUGCACAAAGAAAAUCGGAAACUUUUGACAUAUAUGUUGCUGUCUCUUAGUAUUUGUUUGAGUCUGAUUUCCAUCCUCGCACGUUCGGCUUUUCUAUCUACAAUUGUGGUCGGAUUGUGGACAUUAGGUCUUUCCUGCCUCUGGCUCGAACGAAAGCAAUUAUUCAGAGUAUUUAAGCUCAGGUAUUUGACGAAGAUCCGCGAUAUUUCUAUGGAAAAUUCCCGCCUUAAGGAGAAGGAAUCGAAAUUCGAGUUCAAGGUAACCGAGCUCGGCGAGGAAUUGGCCAAUGAGAGGCGAGAGCGGGAGGUCGUCAAUUCGAAAUUGAAGUCAACCGAUGGCAAAUUAUGCGAAGAAUUGUCGAAAAAUGAAGAGUUGGUGAAGCUCGAGAAAAGUACGUUUGAAGAACUGCAAAGCGAGAGAGUUCGACGACGGCGCGCGGAAGAGCAACUGGAAGAGGUCUCGACGCAAGUCUUGUUAGCGCAGGAGAAAGACGAGCUUGCAUCGUGCGGAGAUGUCUGCCAAGAACUACGAAACAAUUUGAAAAUAGAAAGAGAAUCGAAAGAAAAACUCAGCAGAGAAAAUGAACGCCUGAUUAAAGAAAUAGUUGAAAUGAAUAUGAGCCAGGAAAAAGCACGAUUGAAACAAGAAAGUCAACAAGAAGUGGGAACGAAAAUGGUAGAUAAAGAAGAAGACAAGCUGUCAGAAGUAAGCGACCAAGUCGACGGCAAAGGAAAUGAAGUAAGCGUGAAGUAUAUCAAUGGUAAAACUGCGGGGAAUCUCGGUCAGAAGCUGAUCACAGAGAACGUGAUUGAGGAGGAGGGUUCGAAGAAAAGAGCGUCGAUUUCUGGCCAAGACAUCACAAGUUUUGACUCAAAAGAAUCCGAGUCCGAAAACGAAAAAGCAUCCAUAGAUUCCCAAACCAAUAAAGAAUCAUCUCAGACUGGAGACGUCGCUCAAAUGGCCUCGUCCGAGAGUCAAUCAACCACCAAAGAUUGUUGGCUUUGCGCCUGGAAUAUACCAAACGAAACUAGCUUGGCUUUGUUGAUCAUCAUUGUUGCGUGUUUGGCAUUAGCGCUGAAAGUCGUGUUGACCAGUAAUGGUUAUAUGCUUGUUGUUUUGAUGGCCGUAGUAGUCUGCUUCACCUAUUAUCAGGUGUCUAGAAAUUUUGAACAAUAAAGUUGUUUAAAUAUUUCUACACGUAGGAAACUUAUUCUUUAUCUGCCAGGGUGACCAUAGAAGCACUAUCUGUUACCAAUGUAUCAUCGAUAAAUAAAUUCAAUUCA
Molecule: messenger RNA, 1956 nt
Organism: Dendronephthya gigantea
Lineage: Eukaryota; Metazoa; Cnidaria; Anthozoa; Malacalcyonacea; Nephtheidae
Exons: 4
Coding region: 149-1849 (566 amino acids)
Source: RefSeq, a predicted model, not a curated record